This is a messenger RNA of Scylla paramamosain (green mud crab), 2581 nucleotides long. RefSeq names its product protein Red-like (gene beag). The coding region runs from base 128 to 2026 and encodes 632 amino acids. Gene Ontology annotation, biological process: mRNA splicing, via spliceosome. Lineage: Eukaryota; Metazoa; Arthropoda; Malacostraca; Decapoda; Portunidae. Gene Ontology annotation, cellular component: nucleus. The transcript has 12 exons. The record is from RefSeq and is a predicted model, not a curated record.
AAAUCUCGAGUCUGCAAUCCGGAAAUAUUGAGACCGUGUUUACAUCUGUUGGCUGGGAGUCGCAGGCUGAGGUGGUAAGGCAGCGAAAAGCCUUUACUAGCAACUAGCAGCCCAUACAGCCUUCAACAUGCCCACGGGUGGCGAGGAGGUAUUCUCCAACCCCUUGGCUCCCCCCGGGGAGGCCCUGAUGGAUGACAGGCCGCAGCGACUGACCAAUGCAGACUUCCGUAAGCUGCUGAUGACGCCUCGUGCCCCGGCUGGCAGCCAGAAGGAAACUGUUGCCUCCACAGGGACCAAGACACCAGGUACUGAGCCACCCACACAACGCCGGGAGAAUAAGGAUGAUGCUCGAGCCGCUGAGAGGAAGAAGAAAAAAAGUUACUAUGCAAAAAUUAAGAAGGAGGAGGAGGAGAAAAUGGCUGAGCUUGCUGAGAAGUAUCGAGACCGAGCCAAGGAACGUCGGGAAGGCAAGAACCCAGAUUACCAAGCUGAGGACCCCUCCCAGGCUGGCAUGGGUGGCUACCGGGCUGUGGCUCCUGACCUCAAGUCGGGCCUUGAUGCUGCUGAACGUCGUAAGCAGAUGAUCCAGGAGUCCAAAUUCUUGGGUGGUGACAUGGAGCACACUCACUUGGUGAAGGGUCUGGAUUAUGCCCUGCUGCAGAAGGUGCGCUCAGAGAUCCAACUGAAGGAGUCUGAGCUCAAGAUAGAGAUGGAUCGGUCUGCCCCAGACGUCCCCAAGGAGAAGAAGCCACCUCCUCCUCCUCCCCCUCCUACAGUUGCCCCAGUGCCACAGGAAGAUGAUGAACUUGUGUUCAAGACCAACAUGGGGCGGCGCAUCUUUGGCAGUAUCUUCAAUACCAAGCCAGCAGAGUUUAAUGACCUUUUCCUGACGGGCCGCAUGGCAUACGCUAUUGAUUUGGAUGACGAUGUAGCAGAGAGUGACAUCCCCACAACUGUUAUUCGCUCUAAGGCUGACCUCCAGGGGAUUGAGAACAUGCAAGCAACCUUCACCACCAAUGACAUCGUUAUCCAAAAGCUGACACAGAUUCUGUCUUACCUUCGCACUGGACGAGCCAACAAGAAACAAAAGAAGAAGGACAAGGGGAAGAAUGAAUCAGCCAACCGAGCAGCAGCUGACGACAGUAUCUAUGGAGACAUCGGGGAGUACGUGCCAUCAGUGGGCAAGGCCAGUGAGCGGGAGAAGGAACGUGGAGAUAGAGACAGAGACCGGGACAGGGGUAGAGACCGAGACCGAGACCGUGAGCGAGACCGUCGUGACAGAGACAAGGAAAGAGGAGACCGAGAGAGGGACAGGGACAAGGAUCGCCGAGACCGUGACAGGGAUCGUGAUCGAGACCGGGACAGGCAUGACCGUGACAGAGAGCAUGACAGGGAGAGGAAACCCCGUUCAUACUUCAGUCGCUCUGCCCAUGAGGAGGUGAAGAAUGAGAUGCGUGCAGCUGAGGAGAGGCUGCAGGCACAGUGGCCCACUGCCAAUGACAUCAAGGUAGACAAGCAGGUUUCUCAGCUUACCCAGCCAGCAACACAGAUACCCCAACAGCAGCAGCAGCAGCAGCCUCAACAGCCGCCGCAAAUGGCAACCCAGCAUGCCCAGCAGAACCCGAAGCCAGUCAACAGUCUCCUGGCAGGGAAUGACUACUACACAGAAUGCUACCCAGGCAUGGCAGAGAUGCAGGAUGCUAUUGAUGAUUCAGACGAUGAGGCUGACUACACCAAGAUGGACAUGGGCAACAAAAAGGGUCCUGUGGGUCGCUGGGACUUUGACACCCAGGAGGAGUACAGUGACUACAUGAACCAGCGGGAGGCCAUGCCCAAGGCUGCCUUCCAGUACGGUGUGAAGAUGGCUGAUGGCAGGAAGACUCGCCGCAUUGGGGGGAACAAAGAGAAGGACCGCAAUGCUGAGCUCAACAGAGAAUGGCAGCAAAUUCAGCAGAUCCUGAAGCGCCGCAAGGACACUGAUGGUGGUGGAGGAGGACCGGAGAAGGCAGCAAGAUAUGACUACUGAUGUGAUUAAGAUUGUGUGGGGAAAAAAAAUAUUGUGUAAAAUUGUGAAUAAAGCAUUGUUUCUUGAGGUGGGGAGUACAAACUUUAUUCAACAAAGUAUUGUCAUAAGAUAAAGCAAAGAAAUUAUUUAAAGAUCUAUGUAGAGUUCUGUGUAUUAAUCAGAUGAGUGAUGAUAGAACACUGAAAUGAUAAUUUUGUGUAUAUUUUUUUAUCAAUUAAUUAAUUAAUUAUUAUUAUUUUAUUUAUUUAUUUUUUUAGGGGGCGGGGAUUGUAAAAAAAAAAAAAAAAAACGAAUAUGCACCCUGUAUCAAUAGUGUUGGUAGUACAUAUUUAAGUUAGAAAUUUCAAACGGUAGUCCUGUCAAGUAAUUAACAGGCAGGUUGGCUCUGUACAACAUAAGCGUUGGACAAUGUACUAUGCGCUUAUUAACUUUAGUACAUUUGUGCUAUGUUUGAUCCAGUGAAUCUAGUAUAUUUUAUUGAUUUUUUAUUAUUUUUAUUAUUACCUUUAAGGAGACAAGCGAAGGCAAAAAUAAAUAUAUACUAUAAACUACUGA